This is a messenger RNA of Oryza brachyantha (malo sina), 1237 nucleotides long. RefSeq names its product heavy metal-associated isoprenylated plant protein 7-like. Lineage: Eukaryota; Viridiplantae; Streptophyta; Magnoliopsida; Poales; Poaceae. Gene Ontology annotation, molecular function: metal ion binding. The record is from RefSeq and is a predicted model, not a curated record. Bases 89 to 922 code for a protein of 277 amino acids. The transcript has 5 exons.
GCUGGUGAAGCGAGGAGUCAAAAGAAGAGUAGAAAUAGAGGUGCUUCUAGCACAAAACAGAGCUUCCUCUCCACUGCUAGAACAACAAAUGGGUGAAGAACAAAAGGAGCCUGUGAAAGAAGAGCAGGCUGAGAAAAAGGAGGCAGCAGAGGAGAAGAAACCAGAUGAACCUCAAGAAAUCAUAUUCAGAGUUGACAUGCACUGCGAAGGAUGCGCAAAGAAAGUCGAGAAAUCCCUCCUGAGGUUUGAAGGAGUUGAAAAUGUGAAGGCUGACAGUCGAUCAAAGACAGUUGUGGUAAAGAGCCGGACCACAGAUCCAGCCAAGCUUUGUGAGAGGGUUCAGAGGAAGACAAAGAGAAGGGUUGAGCUCAUCUCCCCUCUUCCUCCGCCUCCUGAAGAGGAGAAGAAAGAGGAAGCUCCACCGCCCCCUCCAGAAGAAAAUAAAGAGGAGCCACCGAAGACAGUAACUGUUAUCCUGAAGGUCCAGAUGCACUGCGACGCUUGUGCGCAGCUUCUGCAAACGCGUAUAAGCAAGAUAGAAGGUGUAGAAUCUGUGGAGAUAGAUCUCCCUAACGACCAGGUGAUCGUCAAAGGCGUCAUGGACCAGGCCGUGCUCAUCGACAGCAUCCAGCGGAAGACACGGAGGCCAGCAGUAGUCAUCGUCGAAGAGGAGAAGCAGGCGGAGGAGGAUCAAAAGAAGCCAGAGGAGGAAGCGCAGAAGGCGGCAGAGGUGGAGAAGAAGGCCGAUGGCAUCAACGAGGUCAAGAGGUAUGACUUCUGGCCGCCCGUGCAGUACCACGCUGAGUACGUCUACCCGUACCUGCCGCCGCCGCCGCUGCAGCACGGCUACCCAUACCCACCGCCGGUGCUGGCGUCGGAGGAGUUCAGUGACGAGAACCCGAACGCUUGCACCAUCCUUUGAUGGCGCCCAUUCUGUACGUUGGGGAGGUCAAUACGCAGACGUUCUGAGCAAUCGUAGAGUUCGUCUUAUUAACUAGUACUAAUAGGGAUUAUGUAACUAGAUGCAGUUGUGUACUUGUGUCCUGUGUAAGCUGUGUUGGUGUGCUUCACUGUACUGAAUCCGAGUCUGUACCAGUACUGUGUACUAUACCCUGCGUAGUGCGUAUUAUUUUUGUAGCUGCACCACGCAUGGCGAUAACAGUAUUAUCGUUUGAUUAGACCCCUUUUAAAUCUAUUUGACAUCUUUUACAUAUAUUUGGAAUAAUCACCAUUACGU